UUUCUACCCAAUUAAAAGUUUAUCCAAAAAGUUCUAUUUUCAAACGCAAAUGACUGUAGCUUACAAAGCAAUAAAUAUAUAAAUAAAUAAGCAAAAAUACACGGAUGAUCCUUUUGCAUCCUCUGGGUAUUAUUAUUAAUAUUAAUUUGCUUCAUGGUCUCGCCCUUUUCUCUCUCCCUCUCUCCCUCUCUCCCUCUCUCCCUCUCUCCCUCUCUUUCUCUCUUCUCUUCCUCUCUUUCUCUCUUCCUCUCUCUUUCUUUUUUUUUUUUAUUUUUUAUAAUGACUUUAAAUUCAACCAAAAUAAUUAUAGAAAGCCUUUACAGAUUAUAAAUAAUGUAUACUGUUUUAAGAAAUUCCAUAAUUUUUUUUUUUUUUUUGGAAUACACAAUAACCUAUAAUAAGAUCAAUCCCGUUAAAGUAAUAGUAGUAGUAGUAGUAAAGAGCGGGGAGAAGUUCGGCUUUAAGACAC
Molecule: messenger RNA, 469 nt
Organism: Cokeromyces recurvatus
Lineage: Eukaryota; Fungi; Mucoromycota; Mucoromycetes; Mucorales; Mucoraceae
Exons: 1
Coding region: 105-398 (97 amino acids)
Source: RefSeq, a predicted model, not a curated record